AUGAAAGAGGUUUCCGAUGAGGGGACGAGUGAGGCGGAGGGAGGUGCACACAACUCCCUUCCACAGCCUUCUCCACCCUGUUCCUUACAUCCAUUAUCCGUCGGAGAUCCAUUUCCCAUCUACACGAUGAGCUGGUGGUGGGCCGGAGCAAUUGGAGCUGCAAAGAAAAAGCUCGAUGAGGACGACGCUCCACCCAAAUACCAGAGCGUUGCCCUAAUCCUCGGAGUCACCGGAAUCGUCGGCAACAGCCUCGCCGAAAUUCUUCCACUCUCCGACACACCUGGCGGUCCUUGGAAAGUCUAUGGGGUCGCCCGUCGCUCUCGCCCCCAAUGGAACGCCGACCACCCUAUCGAGUAUAUCCAGUGCGAUAUCUCCGAUCCGGAAGAAACCCUCACUAAACUCGGUGGGCUCCAAGACGUUACUCAUGUCUUCUAUGUCACUUGGGCAAAUCGAUCCACCGAAUCUGAGAAUUGCGAGAUCAACGGAAAAAUGCUCAAAAACGUCCUGGAUGCAGUGAUCCCGAAUUCCCCCAAUUUACAGCACGUAUCUUUGCAAACUGGUCGGAAACAUUACAUAGGUCCUUUUGAAUUGUACGGAAAAGUCGCUCAUGAUCCCCCUUUUCACGAAGAUCUACCUCGCCUUGAUGCCCCGAAUUUCUACUAUACCCAAGAGGACAUUCUAUUCAAAGCUGUGGAACAGAAGGAAGGAUUAACCUGGUCAGUUCAUCGACCUGGAACUAUAUUCGGUUUUUCGCCUUAUAGCAUGAUGAACAUAAUCGGUACUUUAUGCGUAUACGCUACAAUCUGUAAACACGAAGGGGUUCCAUUGAAAUUCCCAGGGACUAAGGAAGCUUGGGAUCAUUACUCCGAUGUUUCAGACGCCGAUUUGAUAGCUGAGCAACACAUAUGGGCAGCAGUCGAACCUUACGCAAAGAAUGAAGCUUUUAACAUCAGCAAUGGAGAUGUGUUCAAGUGGAAGCACUUUUGGAAGGUGUUAGCGGAGCAAUUUGAGGUUGAAAAUGGAGGGUUUGAUGAAGGUGGUGAGAAGAUGAGCUUGGUGGAGAUGAUGAAGGAUAAAGGAGAAGUCUGGGAUGAGAUUGUGAGAGCGAAGGGAUUGCAGGUUACGAAAUUGGAGGAGGUUGGUGUAUGGUGGUUUGUGGAUGUGAUUCUUGGAGGUGCGUGUAUGUUGGACACCAUGAACAAGAGCAAAGAACAUGGGUUUUUAGGGUUUAGGAAUUCCAAAUCUUCUUUUGUUUCUUGGAUUGAUAAGAUGAAAGGUUACAAGAUUGUUCCUUGAUUUUGAAGUUUGAUGAUGAUUUCAUGUUUUGGGUAUUUUAUGAAUGAUAUGAUGUAUUUGUAAGAAGAAAUGAAUAAAAGUGUUUGAUUAUUGGAGUU
Molecule: messenger RNA, 1394 nt
Organism: Lactuca saligna
Lineage: Eukaryota; Viridiplantae; Streptophyta; Magnoliopsida; Asterales; Asteraceae
Source: the annotation of a GenBank genome assembly